Prosopis cineraria is the source of this 1074-nucleotide messenger RNA. Its product is annotated as transcription factor MYB13-like. The coding region runs from base 163 to 1038 and encodes 291 amino acids. The record is from RefSeq and is a predicted model, not a curated record. NCBI's taxonomy places the organism in Eukaryota, Viridiplantae, Streptophyta, Magnoliopsida, Fabales, Fabaceae. The transcript is spliced from 3 exons.
UAAGGUUAAUUUACGUGGCAUGAAACACGUUUCGCGAUUGCGAUUCUGGACGCGUCGCCGAUAUAUAGAUGCCACAUAAGACCGUCGGAGGCAAACAAAUUUAGACUCACCUCUCUCUCUCUCUCUCUCUCUCUAGCUGAUCUCCAACUCCAAGACACAAAAAUGGUGAGAACACCUUCGUAUGACAAAAGCGGACUGAAAAAAGGAACCUGGACACCCGAGGAAGACAGGAAAUUGAUUGCUUAUGUUACUAGGUAUGGCUGCUGGAAUUGGCGCCAACUCCCCAGGUUUGCAGGGCUGGCGAGGUGUGGAAAGAGUUGUAGGCUGAGGUGGAUGAAUUAUUUGAGACCCAACAUCAAGAGAGGCAACUACACUCCUCAAGAAGAGGAGCUUAUCAUUCAAUUGCACAAAGAGCUGGGCAACAGAUGGUCGGCGAUCGCAGCUCAGUUGCCCGGGAGAACUGAUAACGAAAUAAAGAACCACUGGCACACCACCCUCAAGAAGCGAUUGCAACACAGCUCGAGUGAACACCAUCAAUCUAGAAAGUCAAAGGAUACUUCCACUUCCAAACCACACGGCGGUUCUUCUCCUCCAGAAUCUGCUUCUUCCCGGAUCGAAAUCCUGGAUUCUAGCCCAUUGUCUCCCCUGUCGUCAUCAACCUCCUCUGCUAAUACAGCUUCCUCUUCUCUGGAAGACGACUUGGCUUUUCUCGACGCUCUUCCAGAGCCUGAGUCCCAAAAUUCAUGGACCCACCUAAAUUUGGAUGACAUCUUUUGCGAUCCAGCUGAAUCAAUGCCGAUGCACGCUACUUCUCCAACUUCAUCGAUUCCUCACGCUGAGGAUUUGGAGGAUGAUUUUGCUUUCUUCCUGGAUUCUCUUUCCCAGGCACCAUUUGAAAGUUUUCUGAUAGACACACAGAUGGCUGACGUGUCUUACCCCCAAAUACAGUCACAAGCACCAUUGGGCGCUGAUCAAUUAGGAUAUCUUUAUCCACUUUACGAUCUAGACCUCUGGAGUCAAAGUAAUUUGUAUGAAUGAGGAAGAACAUAUUAUUAGCUUAUUCAAAUGGGCAAA